This is a messenger RNA of Bacidia gigantensis, 519 nucleotides long. RefSeq lists its product as uncharacterized. The coding region runs from base 1 to 519 and encodes 172 amino acids. The record is from RefSeq and is a predicted model, not a curated record. The transcript has a single exon. NCBI's taxonomy places the organism in Eukaryota, Fungi, Ascomycota, Lecanoromycetes, Lecanorales, Ramalinaceae.
AUGAAAGGACCAAUACGUAGCGGCGAGAAAAUCGAAGCCAGAGGCCAAACGAAAGCCCUGAGACCACGACAAGCGAGCAACUCCUCAGUAACGUGCUUUGGCCCACCAGACUAUUUCAAUACACUCAAUGGUGCAGGCGGGAAUUUCAACGUCUGCGGUGGAGUCUCCAAUAUCCUAGACACAGCCCAGCACCGAGACGUUCUCCACGGAUACUCUGGAGACUCAGCAGAAACAGAUUUUGCCAGCGGAGACACUGUGUCUAUUGGCGAGCUGUCGAACGAAUUCUCGCCUGUCGAGGAAUGGAAGGAUCCUAAUCAACCCUGUACUCUGAGUUUGCGCUGUGACGAGAUCAGCAAUCAGGAUGAGUUCAGGAUCACUGACAUUCAAUCGGCUAUGAAUAGUAUCUUGGGAAACUGCUCUGAUCCUGAGAAUGCUGGUAGUGGCUAUGGUGGGAAGACGAAGCUGGGAAGUAAGGGAUUCUGGGUCUAUCUCUACGGCUACGAUAAAUCGCACUGCUAG